AUGCUCGACCGCGUGUAUGUAUGCAGUAUAUGCAUCUUCUGUCUCCACAGAUUACAUCGCGACCGUGUAGACGCUCGCAUGGACCGAUGUGAAGCUUACAUAGGCGAUGUUGCUUCGGACGAGUUUCGAGUGGCGCUGCGACAGAAUUUACUUGAUCAAGUCGCUUUCUCAUUGAGCAACAAAAACUCGACCACCGUCGUGUUCGUAUUCGAAUGUCUUUGA
Peronospora matthiolae is the source of this 222-nucleotide messenger RNA. The record is from the annotation of a GenBank genome assembly. NCBI's taxonomy places the organism in Eukaryota, Oomycota, Peronosporomycetes, Peronosporales, Peronosporaceae.